CGAAAUGAGGUACCUCCUGGUAGCGAUUGCCUGGGUCACCAGUUGCUCCUAUUCGAUUGCCCUAGUACAUUAUCUAAAACUGGAAAAAGGAGCGAACGGCUGCAAAUCUCCCAAAGGCAAUGAGAUGGCUGUGGGUGAUAUUGAGCAGGAUGAUAAAACCUGCGGAGUUAUUACGUGCCAAAAUCUAGAAGGAGAUGCCUUUGUCUACUUCUGCCAGAUACCCGUAACUUUUGCGGAGUGCGUUGAAACUGCUGUCUUGACGGACGUGGAUUUUCCGCAAUGCUGUUGGACAUGUGCCGCCUGGAAGAACUGCGGUGGCGCCCCAGCAGCAGAGGGCGGGCAAGGAGCGGCCGAGGGUGAAGCUCCAGCGGAAGGCGAGGAAGCCGCUGCAAGAAGUGGCAAAGAGCGAUCCAAGGGAAAAGGAGGCAACAAGAGGGGCACCACAAAGCCUGAAGGAUCUACUUUGCCUGAUGGAAAUGGAAACAUUAAGUUUGGCGGUGGAUCUCCAAUUUCCAAGUUCGGUGAGGACGGGAUGUAAAUUCGGUGGCUCAUAUUUUAUGGAAACUUCCGUGGUAUUUAUUCAUUUUAAGCCCCGACAUUGCUCGACUUUGACCAUAAAUAAAUGACUCGACAAUGCGCA
Molecule: messenger RNA, 640 nt
Organism: Drosophila rhopaloa
Lineage: Eukaryota; Metazoa; Arthropoda; Insecta; Diptera; Drosophilidae
Exons: 3
Coding region: 5-538 (177 amino acids)
Source: RefSeq, a predicted model, not a curated record